ACGAAGGCUAACUAGAGAGUAAUUAAAUGUGACAUGUUUUAGUAAUUCGAGUGACCAAAAUUUAUAUUAAUUUUUUAUAGAUACUAAACAUAACACGAUUUGAUAAUUUCAGUGAACAAAUGUGGCAUUUUCGCGGUCACAAUGUGUCUAGUAAAGCCCUAUCCAAAUGUACGAGCCACACACCAAUGAUAACGAACCAAUUGGGCCUUCCAUUACUUAGCCAAGCUGGACUACGAGCCAUUGAGACAAGUGAUUAUUAGGGGUGGGCAAUGGGCGGGUUGGGUGGGUUUUCGUUUUAAAUUGACCCACCCGCUUACUAGCGAGUUGGAAUAAUUGUGACCCGCAAUCCACCCACAUUCUUUUGCGGGUUGGGUUGGGUGGAUCGCGGAUAAGUGCGGUUGGGUCAUGGGUUAACCCGCAAAAGCAAUUCUUCAACUAGUCAUUAAGAAAGUUGACUAACAUUUAUAAUACGUUCAUGGUAAAUUAGUAAGACAGUAUCAAUUUAAACACUUCUCACUUUGUCUCUAGUGAACCCAUGUAAUAUUUGCAUAAAUUUUUUUACUACUCUAUCAACCAAUUGUGUAGAGAAAAUUUACGCAUUUUGUGAUUUGAUAAAAUUAAUAAUUUAAAAUUUUCAUUCCAAUAUUUAAUGGAUAUUAACAAUAAUUUACAUUCCAAUAUCCAAUAUCUAAUGAAAAUGACACAACACAAUAACUAAUAAUAGUAGUCAAAACAACAUUUUUGACAUGUGAAAAUAGGAUGCAGGUCAUUCAGGUGACCCGCAAUCCACCCACCACCCACACACAUAAGUGCGGGUGGAAGAUUUAUCAAUCCGCAAUCCACCCACAUCAACCACCCACUGCUUGCGGGUCGGAUUAUUUGCGGGUGGAUCGAUAUAAAUCUGCGGAUUAACCACCCACGUGCCCACCCCUAGUGAUUAUAGUGGUACAAUUGGGCCCAUUUGCAUUUCAGUUUCAUGGAUGGUUGGUCGCAAGUCGAACCGGUGGCUUGGGUUGGGUUGUCCAAUUUUCCGUCAUCAGGCAGGCGCUUUCUGGCGGAUGCAAACAAGCACACGUCAUCUGCUUCCUCUUCCUUCUUUCUGCGUCCCACUGCCUGCCCUCGCGCUUUCAUUUCCAAUUUCCAGUAACUCCCCAAAAUCAUUCACAGCAUCGUCCGUCUCCGAUCAAUUUCUCAUGCACAUGGGAAAACCCCCACCGCUGUCCGACGAAUAGAAGCAGCCAAGCCCGAGCCAACAAAUGCCGCGGAGAAUGCGAUUCUUGAGGCCUCACUUCAGUUCAAGAAAGGCGGUGGUCAGCCGACUCUGGAAUUCGGGUUUUACUAGACACAUUGUAACUAGUUGCAGGGCAGUGUUACGGGACAACGUUGAUGUGCCGCCGCUGAAGCCCAAUGAGGUCCUCGUUCGUGUUCGGGCAGCUUCUAUUAAUCCACUGGAUACCAGAAUGCGAGCAGGUUAUGGUCAUUCGGUAUUUGAACCACUCCUACAUCUCGUCUUAGGUCGAGAUGUUAGUGGGGAAGUUGCAGCUGUUGGGACCUCGGUUCAUUCGUUGAGUGUUGGACAAGAAGUCUUUGGUGCUCUGCAUCCAACUGCUGUCAGGGGCACUUACACUGAUUAUGCGGUGCUUUCAGAGGAAGAACUUGCUGCAAAACCAGCUUCAAUUACUCAUGUGGAAGCAAGUGCCAUUCCUUUUGCUGCACUGACUGCUUGGCGUGCUCUAAUGAGUACAGCUAGAAUAGCUGAGGGUGGAUUCUCAAACGCCUUUUGCGUGUUUUUCCUAGCAAAGUCCUGCUCCUGGAUUGGAUGGCAACCCCUUAAACUGUCCCUUUUUUUAUUGUUUUCUAGAAUUUCCAGCUGAGAACCCUCUAAUUUCUGCAUAAUUUUUGCCGAAUAACCCAAGACACAUCAAGGUUGAGGUUAGCCAAGCUUUGGUCCGAAGGAAAGACUGCAGGCAGGCACUUGCUUGAACUGUUAGGACUUCCUUUAUUUGAGUAAUGGUGUAAGUUUAGGAUAUUGUGUUUGACUUAUUUUACGGUCUGCUUGAAAUAUUUAGAAGAUCUUAUCAUGGUAAGCUGACCAGAAAAUGUUGCUUCUUAUAAACUUUUCAAGCCCAA
Messenger RNA from Linum trigynum, 2130 nucleotides. The record is from the annotation of a GenBank genome assembly. NCBI's taxonomy places the organism in Eukaryota, Viridiplantae, Streptophyta, Magnoliopsida, Malpighiales, Linaceae.